CAAGUGCGACAUUUGGGAGCAAAUGUCUUUCUUUUGAGGCAGCACGUGUAGACGCGGACAAGUACUACCUUAUUAUUUCGAUAAAACUAUUUAGUUUAGAAAUAAUGCCGUCGGACGCGAAGAAAAGGGCACAACAGAAGAAGAAGGAACAAGCUAGUAACAGAAACAAAAAAACCGUGGCGAGGGUUACCAACGACGAGAAUGGCGACUCCGCGACCAACGGUACCGUCAAGGAAGACCGAGAGUUGACCGCUGAAGAGGCGCUAUGUCUCAAGUUGGAAGAGGAAGCGAAGAUGAACUCCGAAGCGCGGUCAUGCACCGGAUCGCUGGCUGUCCACCCGCGGUCCCGAGACAUCAAGAUAGCCAACUUCUCCAUUACCUUCUACGGUAGUGAACUGCUGCAGGACACGCUACUCGAGCUCAACUGCGGGAGACGAUAUGGCUUGGUCGGUCUUAAUGGCUGUGGGAAGUCCUCACUACUAGCUGCCCUGGGCCGCCGUGAGGUCCCGAUUCCGGAGCACAUCGACAUUUUCCACUUGACCAGGGAAAUGCCUGCCUCAGACAAGACUGCUUUGCAAUGCGUGAUGGAGGUCGACGAGGAAAGAAUUAAGUUAGAGAAACUCGCUGAGGAACUGGCGCAUUGCGAAGAUGACGAUGCCCAGGAGCAACUAAUGGAUGUCUACGAGCGUUUGGACGACCUCAGCGCUGACACGGCGGAGGCGCGCGCUGCCAACAUUCUUCACGGUCUAGGCUUCACUAAGGCUAUGCAACAGAAAGCCACCAAAGAUUUCUCUGGAGGUUGGCGGAUGCGUAUCGCGUUAGCUCGCGCGUUGUACGUGAAACCUCAUUUAUUACUUCUGGACGAGCCGACUAACCAUCUGGAUCUAGACGCCUGCGUGUGGCUUGAAGAGGAACUCAAACACUAUAAAAGGAUCCUAGUGCUAAUAUCACACUCUCAGGACUUUUUGAACGGCGUGUGCACGAACAUAGUUCACAUGAGUAAGCGCCGGCUCAAGUACUACACGGGGAACUACGAGGCGUUUGUCAAGACCCGCUGCGAAUUACUGGAGAAUCAAAUGAAGCAGUACAAUUGGGAACAAGACCAAAUUGCUCAUAUGAAGAAUUACAUAGCAAGAUUUGGUCACGGCUCAGCCAAAUUAGCUCGACAGGCUCAGUCCAAAGAGAAGACUCUAGCCAAAAUGAUCGCCCAAGGCCUCACAGAAAAGGUCAUCGACGACAAGACCCUCAAUUUCUACUUCCCAUCGUGUGGAAAAGUACCACCGCCCGUUAUUAUGGUCCAGAAUGUGUCAUUCAGGUAUUCAGACAACGGCCCCUGGAUCUACAAGAAUCUAGAAUUCGGUAUUGAUCUAGACACAAGGUUAGCCUUAGUGGGACCGAAUGGUGCGGGCAAAUCCACUUUGCUGAAGCUACUCUAUGGGGAUUUGGUGCCGUCAACCGGUAUGAUCCGCAAGAACUCCCAUCUCCGCAUCGGGCGGUACCACCAACACUUACACGAAUUGCUGGACCUAGACCUCUCCCCGCUCGACUACAUGAUGAAGGAGUUCCCCGAAGUGCGAGAGAGAGAGGAGAUGAGGAAGAUCAUCGGCAGAUACGGCCUCACUGGACGACAACAAGUAUGUCCAAUGCGUCAGUUGUCCGACGGGCAGCGUUGCCGCGUGGUGUUCGCGUGGCUGGCGUGGCAAACCCCGCACCUUCUGCUACUGGACGAGCCUACUAACCACUUGGAUAUGGAGACCAUCGACGCCUUAGCCGACGCCGUCAACGAGUUCGACGGCGGCAUGGUCCUCGUCAGCCACGACUUCAGGCUUAUUAACCAGGUCGCAGAAGAAAUCUGGAUUUGCGAGAAUGGGACCGUCACAAAAUGGGAGGGAGGCAUCCUUAAGUACAAGGACCACCUUAAGUCCAAGAUCCUUAAGGACAACGCGGACAACGCAGCCAGGAUGCGAAAAUAGUGAAAUUCCUUAGCUUACAUGGGCCUGAGUCUGGGCGUACUUUGACGUUAACUUAGAAAGAUUUCUACAAAACGCCCGCGAUAUAAUUCUAAUUGAUCGAUAAUUACGUGACACCGAAAACUGAGCUGUCGAAAUAAUGACAGAAUGCGCCAAGAAAGAAUUACUACGGGCUAAGUGGGGGUUAGCAUUUCACAUCUCACCAUCGAAUCGAUUCGAUAGUGAGAUGUGAAAUGGCGAAGUGAAAUGCUAACCCGCACUAACCCCUCUGAUAGCUAUCUCAAAACCAGAUUUUGUUGAUGACAUCAAAAUCUAAUAUUUACUGUGUAUUAGUAUCUAAAAUGAAUGAAUUAUUGAUUUUGAACACUAUUGGACAGUUUCUCUAAUGUUGCUUAGCUUUCGGAGUCUUAUCGACAGUCCACAACGCUGUGUUCACUUCAAGCUGGUACUUAACACGGAAAAUGUUAUGUGGCGGGCCUUACAGUACGUUUACAUGUUCGCCAAACGUUGCGGCGAUUAGUCGUAAAUAUCGAUAGUAUAUAGACCGUAAAUAAACUCCGAAAGUUUUCAAAGUGAGACGCAGCUACCAAUCGGAUUGCGGUGUGGUUGUCGUCGCAUCACAAUGUCACAUAGAUUGGUUCGUUUCGUUUCACUUUCGAAACUCGAUGGUCGAUAUUGAAGCAGAGUAUGAUUUGGCUCAAUGAGUCACUGCUGUCGAAUAUUUCACAAAUAAAUGAAAACAUUUCAAGAUAUGGCUAAAACUAGCUUAAUACAAUGCCUUGAUUUUGCUAACAUGUAAACUUUAAAAAACUGAACUGAACUUAAAUUUAUCGAAUGGGUUGCAAGUUCAUUAUCGUGAUUCUAAGUCGAGGAGUACGCUUCAUCGAUUCGGCUAUUAGCUUAACGAUUCUCGACUAUCUCUGUUACAGCACAGUAUGAGAAAAUGAAUUCUCAUUAUCUCGUGCAGAUCUCCACGACAUCUACUGGCCUUGGCAUGAAUGUUACAAAAAAAAAAAAAUGAAAUUUCUCAUUUAACAAAAAUGUGAUAAAAAGUUCAUCGAGGCCAGAUUAGAACGCGGCCCCAUCUCUCAGUCGUGCUCCGUUGUUUUGACGUCCGUCGACGGACGACGCGCAAAUUGCAUGUAAAUGUCGUGUGUACGUCAACGCACGUCAUUGUUAAACAUAUGGAAACCAACGGAGCACGACGAAACAACAAUGGGGCCUGGCUCUUAAAUCGUUAAAAGUAGCGUAAAGACAGUUUAAACUGUCCACAAUAUAAUGUAAAGGGUCCAUAAAGCAAUAUUAACAAUAACUUAAUACAUGAAUAUAUUUUGCUUAUAGAUUUUUCGCUCGAUUGUGUACGCACACCAAUGUAUGAUGACGUCAUUAGUGUAAUGUAUAAUGUAUAUUUUUGGAUAGGCUUAUUAACAUUUUUGGCAAUUGACUUCCCAUUUAACAGCUUCUCGGAUAAUACUAAAUUUUGAUUGAAUUUAUUGUGAUUGGCAGAAUUAGGAUUAGAAAUAUCAAAUUCAGCUAUGUCUAUAUCUUUAUGCAUGAGUAAAUGUCCAGCUAGAGAUAUUGUGAAUAGGUUGAUCUUAGAUUGUCGCAUGCUUCUUGCGAACCUUGUUGUACUUUAAAAUUAAUCUAUUUGUGGUUGUUCAGCGCACGAGGGUUUAGUGUCCGCCGUUACAGUUUUCAAAUUGUCCAAAUCGCAAAAUGUCCGAUAUCUUUCCAUUUCGCAGGACGUCUUUUUUGCACAAUUUGUAAUUUUCAAAGUUAAACAUCAUAGGCGUAAACCAUUUAGCCACAACCAAUGUGAUUCUCAUAACCAGACCUGUAAAGUCCGGCGCCAUUUUGAAUUUGGUCGCUCGAGUUGAGGCUCUUUGUCUCAAGGCUGUUUUAUUUUUUCCUUGAAACAGAUGUCAUCAAUCACCUUAAUUCCACUUUAAUAUUCGGUUGUUUUAGUUGUGGUGUCUUGAGCCGUAGGCGCUUAGAUGUUCUACACUUUUUUCUAUAUCUAUAGGCUUUGAGCCUAUGAUGACCUUGGCUUUAAUUUCUUUUAACAUCAGUAUUCGCUCUCUCAAAAUGUUGUCAAAAUGUAAACGUUAUGAAAUUAUCUAAUUUUAAACAUUCACAAUCGGUCUGGAACUAUAUCAUGUUAUUAAUCGUACCGGUGGAAAUUCCUGACCGAUAUAUUUAUGUUAACUUCCCGCCAAUUUACGUAUAAUUGUUGUUAUUGUAUAUUAUUUCCAAAUCAAUUAUUAUAUAGUGAUUCGCCGAAUAUUUUAUUGUUUAUUGUGUUAUUGCAUUAAUGGUACGUUUUUACAUACUCUAACUCUAAGCACAAUAUCUGGAUUAUACAUCAAUUAACAUUCAGGAGGACACGGGACUGCUAUGGCAGUAACAAAAAGUCUCGUGCACACCGAAUCAAUCUGCAGUACUUAAGUAAAGUUAACGUAAAUGCCGCAUAUGUGUUCGGUGGUCACGGGCCUUAAUAUAUCAUGUCUCAUCAAGUGUGCGCUGAAAUGUUAAUACUUGAAGGCCCACUGAAAUAUUUUAGCUAUCCUUGGUAUAUUUAAAAAAUGCGAAGUACUUUAGUGUAAGGUCGCUGGGAUUAUGUUAAAAUUACAUAACAUCCAUUUGUUCCAUCGUUCAGGUGAAUAAACUUUUCAUUCAUUAUUCUUUGCCAAAAAUGCUUCCGAUGUGCAUUCAAUGACCUCUCUCAGUGCUGAUCACUCUGCCCUCAUACACACAUCACAAAUAUUCAAAAAAGGAACUUAUACCAGCUGAAAAGUAACGACAAUUUGGCAAAUUUCGACGUACAAUGCUGGUUUUUUCUUGCGGAAAUGAAAAGCACAGAUACAAACUGCGCAAUGUACGUUCACUCUCUUAGGCAUCUGUUUUGAGUUGGUCGAGCGUGUUUAUGGCGGCGGUGUCUUUAGUAUAUAACCUAUGACUUUAUAAUACAGUUAUAUCAUUAUGUUGUUUUCUUAUGGCUAACAAUUAUAUCAUACUGAAUUUCACUGCACAUAGCUUUGAUUUGGCACGCGUACGCGCAUUUUAUAAUCACCCAUAAUAAAUUUAACAUUUGGAUGCUAAUUUAUAUCUGAACGAGUGGCUUGUGUUGUGUACAAUAGUGAGAAAUAUACACCAAUUUACACCAUUGAACGUAAGUAGUUAUGUAAAUAUGUUUUAGAACCACUGUUGACGGAGAUAGUCGCUUAUACCACUUUGUGAUCGACAAAUAUAGAAUUGUGAUUAUUUCGGCUGCCUAAUAAUAAUUAAUAAUAGUGGUGUUAAAAUAAUUGUAGUAAAAUGGCGUGUCAAGUUCACCUUAAAUCAUAUUUUCGCCAUGUCCAUGACUAUAUUAUUUGAAAAAUGUAAUAAUGUUAGAUUUUUCUAAUAAUAUAACGAUAAGAUAGCCACACGAAAAUUUACUGUAUGCUGAAAACGCUAUCCGUAUUUAUUUUCCGUACGUGUUUGACAUGUGUGUUAUUUUGUAAAAACAAUACUCAAAUUUCAACUGUACGAUUUAAAUAGGUAGGAUAAACAGUUAACUUAUUUAUUGCCUGGCCAAUAAUGUUGUGCCACUUCUAUGGUCAUGUUUUCACAUGAAACAUUAUGCAUAACUUAAAAUUUUCAUUGCUUAAAUAUUGAAUUCUAAAUUUAAAUACGAUUUGUACUUUUAAAAAAUAACACAUGUGACAAGCCGAGCUAACGAUAGCAUUUGUUGCGUAAGUAUAAUGUUAAUUAGUAUUAUCCGUAAUCCAACCACAGGGCUCACAUUAAAAUUCAUGUAACUCGACCAUUAUUAGGCUAAAGGUGUUUUCCCACGAGAUGUAACAAUCACAUGGCUCUGUUUCUGCGGACGCCCACGAUUGGCCGAUUUUUGCGUGUUGUCGCGUUGUGGAAAAACACAUGUAGUGACUAUUCCAUAUAAAGCUAUGCGUGUAAAGCUAAAUAGUAUGUACUGCGUUUUAUUUUUACGGAGUGUGAUCCGGAAAAUUAUUUUAUCAUGGGUUGAACAGUAACAAAACAAAGUCUAUUGACAACACAACCACAGGUAAUUUAACUUAAUUACUCACAAAUGCAUUUCAUCAUUUUCAGCUAUGGAAGGUUGGUUUAUGUACUUAUAAGAAACCAAGUAAUAUAAAAUAAACAGUAGCACGUUGAUAUAACCAUAGCUUAUAUUGACUAGUGACCCCUAGUAAUAGGUAGCGAAAUUAUGCCUUAAACAUAGUUCCCAAUAGCGUAUUUUUAUGAUGCCGUGCUGCCUCACCCUACAUGUUACGAUUGUAAGAUUGUAUAUUUUUAACAUGUUAUACACCCAUUUCAUAUUAUAUAUUAUAUUCACGGUUAACCAUUUUUAGAUAUAGCGCGCGAAUAAUAGGUGUUGCCAGAAAAGUCAAAAAGAAAAGUCCAAUAAAGUGGUAUCUAACACUGCCGCAAUAUAAGCAAGAUGGGGGCAACAUUUCUUUUCAAAAUUCAAAAUAUAAAUACUUCGAGAUGCGCUUUUAUUUGGCGUUGAUAAAAAUUUGAUGCGGCCUCACUUGCUUUUGAUGGCAGAACAGAUGACUUAGGAAUAGCAUUUUAUUGUAUGUACACAUAAACAAUAAAUUCCAACAGUAUGAAUUAAUUGUUCACGUCUAUUCUAAAGUAGCGCCAAUGCUAUUUGCCGUCAUGUUAUCAUACACCGAGGGAACACACGAAUCUAUUCGAAAUGUGGCGCAGCGAACAAUGGCAUUUCAGUUUGGUUGUCGUUGCGUCAAAAUGGCGCAAUGUGACUGGUUCGGUGUGUCUCAUUUCGAAUAUAUUCGAUGGUGAGAAGUGAAAUGCUAACCCGCACUUCGCCCACCGAUUACUGUACUGAUGUUAACACGACAACUCUGUCAUGUUAAUACGCUGUUUUAUAUAUAGUGUUGUGAGUGUGAUAUUACAGUCUUACAAAGCAACCAUGGUCCAACUGGUGCUUUGCAUUGUUCAUUGAACUUUGCGUAAUAUUCCUGUUGCUAAAGCCCGGUUUGCAUUAUGACUAGGUUAUGUGGAAGUGUUAAUUACUGGUGUUAAGUACUAUACUUGGACACGCUCUAAUCACAGCUUGUCCACAGUGUGUACAUAAUACAUUUAAUCAAAAUGCCAACCGGGCUUAAGCUUCUCCAGAGUAUACAUGUGAUAAUGCAUCUUGGGAUUUAUUGAUUUGGCUAACCCAGCCAGGGUUAACCAAAUCAAUAAAUCCCAAGAGGCAAGAGGUUCUUGUAUGAAAGAGCACGUAAUUCCAUACAGACUGAAGUUGCAAUAACUUGCUAUCUAUUACAACAUAAUAGUGGUUGAUUUUUUUGGCAACCCUAGAAUGUUCUUGACAAAAAACUAUGGUUAUACUGGUUAUGUUGUAACUAUUUACCUAUAAAAUGUUAUUAUUACAGGCAAUAACAAUGUAGUUCAAUUUAAAUCUUAAUUUAUAUUAUUAUAUACAGAUGAAAUAUGUAUUUUAAUAUGUAUUGCAUGCACAGAUAGAACUAGGGCCCGUUACGUCAUUCUCGUAGGUUACCGUUAAUUACUUACACCAUUUUAUUUAUGUACGAUGUGGUCUCCAAAAUAUUCCGGAAACCUUCGGUUCUUACAUCUUCACCCAAUUUUGAUCGUUGUCUUGUAAAUAUUAAUAAAGGAUCAAAAUUAAAAA
Messenger RNA from Plodia interpunctella (Indianmeal moth), 7650 nucleotides. RefSeq lists its product as uncharacterized. Gene Ontology annotation, molecular function: ATP binding; ATP hydrolysis activity. The coding region runs from base 105 to 1973 and encodes 622 amino acids. The record is from RefSeq and is a predicted model, not a curated record. The transcript has 12 exons. Lineage: Eukaryota; Metazoa; Arthropoda; Insecta; Lepidoptera; Pyralidae.